CUGAACACACGGUACCAUCUCAGAGCAAGGGGACUCAACAUUAACACUGACUGAAGAUGCUGUGCUCCCAAAUAUUCCAGUCUUCCCUCAGCCCAUUGAUGGACUUCUACUGGCCUGUGUGUAGUCUUUGGCCAGAGGUUCAACCUCUUUUUUGCCAGCGGGAUCUACUGCAGAGAAACAUGCUGGAGCUCAAGAGCAGGCUGGAGCUGAUGGAGAAACUUCAGCAGCACAUCUUUGAGGAGAUGGACUAUGUCCCAGCCUCUGUGGUCAUCCAACCAGUCUCCUACACACUGGAGAAAGAGGGAGAGGGCUUUGCCCUGACACUGGAGACUAAAGACUUCUCCCCAGAGGAGCUGUCUGUCAAGCAGGUGGGCAGGAAGCUGAGAGUCAGUGGGAAGACAGAGAAGAAGCCGGAUGAAAUGGAAGGCUCUUACUCUUACAGAUGCCAGGAGUUCAGACAGGAGUUUUAUCUGCCUGAAGGGGUGAAUCCUGAGACAGUCACCUGCUCCCUGGAUCAUGAUGGGAAGCUCCACAUUGAGGCUCCAAAGAAUCCAUUAUCUGCUGAGGAGGAAGUGACUGAGAGAGUGGUGCCCAUCAACUGUAGCAUGGAUGUGAAGACGCCACAAUUCCUCAGCUCACAGACAGAGGACAGCACCACAGAGGGAAGCACCACAGAGGACAGCACCACAGAGGGAAGCACCACAGACAUACAGAGGAAUCAAUAACUGGGCAAAAGGUUGAUAGCCUAAAGACUGAACCUAUUUUCACUUCUAAUCUCAUGUUUUUUAUAACACUAUC
Messenger RNA from Coregonus clupeaformis (lake whitefish), 798 nucleotides. Its product is annotated as heat shock protein 30-like. The record is from RefSeq and is a predicted model, not a curated record. Gene Ontology annotation, molecular function: protein folding chaperone. Lineage: Eukaryota; Metazoa; Chordata; Actinopteri; Salmoniformes; Salmonidae. Gene Ontology annotation, biological process: protein refolding; response to heat. The transcript has a single exon. Bases 57 to 725 code for a protein of 222 amino acids.